AUGACACGACCAUCCAUCGUCCGUGCCGAUCAUCACGCCCCGUCUGCUCAAGAUCACUCCAAAAGCCCACGUUUAGCCUCCGGUGCCAACUCUCUAGGCCCCCACCAAGCUGAGACUAUUCGCGAGAUCUCACACGACAUUGCAGACGAACAGCGCCGCUCUCCUCGGGUCUCUCUCGAUAACCGUAAUAGCCUCGACGAGAUUGACUCUUUUGCCGACGAGCUUGCCGCAGACUCCUCGGGCCCAAGGACUCGCGCUCAAGGCGCUACCAACAAUAACGAUAGCACAAUGAUCCAGGAAGAUGCAUUGGCAGUUGCGCAGAAUGGCGGCAUGUCGUCAUCGGACGAAGGCGAGCUCGACGGCGACGAUGACCUGGAUGACGACAUGAUGGACAAGAUCUCAAGUUCGCCUUCGAUUGAAGAUGGUGGGUGUAACCCCAUUGCCCCCGGGGCAUGGCCGCGCCGUGUCUCCUCCCUUCCCUCUUCCAUUAGGAGUAGUUCUCCAUUCACCACUGGUUUGAGCUGCGCCAGAGUUCGCUCGCCAUAUCCUGAACCUCUCACAUAUAUUCACAACCCCAACGCAAUGGCGCUGCUGUCACAAGCAUCGCCAGCGCCAUCAACACCAGUUCAGAACCAUCGUCUUCAGGGUGAGUAUGCCGAUUGCGACGAACACGAAAACGAAAACGACGACCGCCACGAUGCCGAAUUCCACGAAGAAGAUAGCUGUGAUACUUUUAACUCGACACUUGAGUUUCACGAUUACGAGGAGGAAACCAAGAUUCAGCAGCAGAAUGUCGCAAAUCAAGAGGAGUGCCCUUCUCCUGAAAGGUCGAGUACUCGAAGCACCAUGAUUGAGUCUAAGGACCAAGACAUAUUCUACGAUUGCGACACAAUGCUAGAUCUUUCCGAUUCGACCGACGACGAUGAAAAUGACGACGCGAGCGACGACUACGACCCCAAUCUCACAGUUCCCUACGAGGAAUCUUUUGAAGACGAUGACUCUGCACUCUCCUUUCCUGACGACCCUGAUUUCGUUGAUUCCGGCUGGGCGGUCGAGUGCUUACAAGAUACAGAGGACAUUGAUUUCGAAUUCGUUUACGCGCUCCACACAUUCGUGGCUACGGUCGAGGGACAGGCGAACGCAACCAAAGGUGACACCAUGGUUCUGCUAGAUGAUAGUAACAGUUAUUGGUGGCUGGUGAGGGUUGUCAAAGACAGUAGUAUUGGAUAUUUACCCGCAGAGCACAUCGAGACCCCAACAGAACGACUUGCUCGUUUGAACAAACACAGAAAUGUGGACUUGUCUGCUGCUAUGUUGGGAGACACGGCGGAGAAGAAGGCACAGACUUUCAAAUCGCCCAUUAGAUUUGGGCGCAAGACAGUCACCUUUACUUCGCCGACCUAUCAUGACUAUACCGAGAUCGACGACUAUUCGAGUGACGAAGAAGAUAUAGAUAAUUUGUUUGCCGGCUCAACCACCAACAUCAAACAAGAACAGCAAAAAGACCAAAAGAAGGAAACCCGAGAUCCCACUAUAUCAAUUGUUGAAGACGAUUCAUCAGAGGAGAGCGCCAGGGUCGAGCCUUUGAAGCCUCGUUUGACAAAAGACGGCAAGGCGGCUACAGAAACUUCAAAGGUUGACACUGUUGAAGAAGAGGAUGAGGGCAGGGACAGUGAGGAGAUGCUGUUUGACAGCAAGGCUGAAGGACCUAGUCGAUCCCGCAAUGGUACUGUCAGAAACACCGACUCUUUCUUUAGAGACGAGACUGUCGAGACCAAGAAGAUCACUCUUACUCCCAAUCUCUUACGAGACGACAACCCGUCCCGGGCAUCCCAAGAUUCGACAAAGGACAGCAAAUCCAGAGCAAGCCUUGAUAAGUUGGACAAGGAGCUUAUGUCUGACAAGGAGAAGAAGAAGAUUCAAGAUAAGGGCCGGAAAGAGAAGGAUAAGAAACCAAGCGCCAUCCGAAGUUUCUUUUCCAGAAAAGACAGAAAGAAGUCGGUGGACGAAGACGAUGAAUCGUUUGGAAAACGGUCAAUUGAUAUCGUAUCUGAGCCUCGGGACAGCGAAUCGAUCGAGGAGGUUGCAUCACCUGAGAGACAACCACAACGAAGCACUAGCAGGCUUCAGAAGCAAAUACCCCGGAAUGAAACCUCGCCUGGAAAGAACGAGCAGUCAUCGACGAUGGAGCUGGCAGCUUACUUAGCUGAGUCGCGAGUUAACGACGUGUCCAACGUACCACCAGCGUCAAUGCGGAUCGUGAACCCCGAGACCAAGGAAACCCACGAAGUACCCUCGAAUACGCAUGUCGCGGGCAACGGCUCCAGAGUGCGGGCCUCCUCAGCUGCUGCGCAGCACGAUGACACGAGAGCGUUGGCGAAGGCACUUGGUCGCAGCUCCAGCACAGGGGACGAGCCCAAGACAACCAAGACAACCAAGCCACGGCCGCUGAUGGAUGUGGAUGAACUGUCUAGUUCUGAUGACGAGAGCGUGUCUCAACCAACCUCUCGAACCACACCUGAGCAGGGCGUUGAGAAGAAAACCGAGGGUGGUUUGCGGCCACAGCUUCCUGGAGCAUUCCCUGAUAGUUUUGACGCAAGUACCAGACAAGUUCCGACAACCGCCGAAGCCGAAGAGCAGCAGAGUCGUCUAUCGGAGUCACCAGUACAUGUCUCGCAUGUUGAUGGAACAAGACCGCCUGCGUUGGAGAUUGAUACGUCUUCUCAAGAGGGCCGGUCAUCAUCUGAAGUACCAUCACCGGAGCUUGGACCUGGAGACAAAACAUCCAAGGAUAGCAGCCCAACAAGGAGCGCCAAGGAGCCUGGCUGGGAUGACGAGAAGCUCCGUGCCUUCUUUGACGACGGCGAGCAUGUCCGAGAUCUCCUCAUGGUCGUUUACGAUAAGACGGACGUUGAACCUGUUGGCAAAGACCAUCCGGUAGUGAGUGGGAUGUUUAGGGAGCAAAACGCAAAGCUAGCGGAGAUUACUACUGGGAAUAUGGAUUGGGGUUUUGGACAUGUCAACGAAGACGGUCCUUUAUGUUAG
This is a messenger RNA of Fusarium graminearum PH-1, 3045 nucleotides long. RefSeq lists its product as uncharacterized. Gene Ontology annotation, cellular component: cell tip; microtubule cytoskeleton. Gene Ontology annotation, molecular function: protein binding. Lineage: Eukaryota; Fungi; Ascomycota; Sordariomycetes; Hypocreales; Nectriaceae. The transcript has 6 exons. Gene Ontology annotation, biological process: establishment or maintenance of actin cytoskeleton polarity. The record is from RefSeq and is a predicted model, not a curated record. The coding region runs from base 1 to 3045 and encodes 1014 amino acids.